Molecule: messenger RNA, 762 nt
Organism: Hemisphaericaspora subhashii
Lineage: Eukaryota; Fungi; Ascomycota; Pichiomycetes; Serinales; Debaryomycetaceae
Exons: 1
Coding region: 1-762 (253 amino acids)
Source: RefSeq, a predicted model, not a curated record
AUGUCGAUUCAAUUGGGAAUUAGCUCAAGCUUUCUAGUGUUAUCCUUAGCUGGGUUGGCCAGCUCCAUCAACCUUGGAGGAUUCGAUAAUGAACUAGAUUACCUCAGUACCAAGGAUGAAACUACCAAGAACACUAUUACCCAGAGCAAUGACUAUAAACAAGUAGAGAAUGAAAAUAAGGAUGUUACUGCUGGCCAAGAAACUUAUGAUGUGAACAGGGUCCUGAUCCCAAGUGUAAAUAACAACGAUGGAAGCAUUUUUAUUAUUACUGGUUCUGUACCAGUUGGAGAAAUCUUACUGGGCCCCGGUACUACUACAACCCAACCACCCACAUUAGCAGCAAGUGCUACCCAAAUAGCCAAUACCCAAGUAGCCAAUACUGCUGCGCCCGCCGCUAACCCAAUUCAAAGCACUGCUCCGGAAGCAAUUAAUACCCAAGCUGAAAGCAAUGGUAAUCCAGAUAAUAACGGACAAGGUGGGGGUUCCUUCAAUCAAUGGGGGUUCACCGGAACUCAGUCUGUCUGGAAUACCCAAACAUUCAAUCAAUGGGGGUUUACUGGAUCCCAAUCUGUUUGGGAACCUGCCACUGCUUCUGGCACUAGACAAACGGGUGUAAGUAAUUCAGCUGCAACUCAAACCGGAGCCACCAGAACUAAUGCUGCUGUUCCAGUCGGUGUGUUUGAUAGUAAAGAGAAUUCUUGGAAGAAGAAGGCAUUGAUUGCUGGGAUUGUUGCAGUGAGUUUGUUUCUAAAUGUUAAUUAA